Messenger RNA from Drosophila virilis, 1074 nucleotides. NCBI's taxonomy places the organism in Eukaryota, Metazoa, Arthropoda, Insecta, Diptera, Drosophilidae. The record is from RefSeq and is a predicted model, not a curated record.
AUGGAUCUUCAACUCAACCAAUUGACCAAAUGUACUCAGUUUUUGGCAGCCAUUAAUGUUGCCUUGUGCUCGUUCUGUGUUGGCUUUACGAAUGGGUACACCUCACCGGCGCUGCCGUUGAUGGAUGAUCCAUCUAAGACCCACUUUGAAGUUAGCAAACAGGCUGGUUCGUGGAUAGGCGGCAUAAUGCCACUUGCUGGCUUAGUAGGCAUCGUUUGUGGGGGACCGCUGGCUGUGUAUGUGGGCAGAAGGUUAACAAUUCUGCUCACCGCGGUGCCCUUCAUACUUUCUUGUCUGCUCAUCGGAUUCGCCACUACGGUGUGGCUUGUGCUCACUGGUCGCUUGAUAGGCGGCCUAACCGUAGGGUGUCUAGCAUUGCCUGUCUAUCUGGGUGAAGCGCUGCAUCCCUUGGUGCGCGGAACACUUGGUUUGAUGCCCACGUUACUUAACAAUCGUGGAUUGGUCAUGGUCUAUACAGUUGGCACAUUCACCACCUGGACUCAGCUUGCUUUUGUGGGCGCUGGAUGUUGUCUGCCCUUUCUCAUUUUAAUGUUAUUUAUGCCAGAGACUCAACGUUGGUAUCUUCCGCGUGGCAAACAAGAAAAGGCAGAGAACGCGUUGCAGUGGCUGCGGCGCAAGAAUGCGGAUGUAAAUGCUGAGUUGCAAGGAAUGACAGGCACCCAGAGCGAGGAUUCAGAAAACAUUAAGGACACUUGCCGGGAAUUAUGGAGCAAAAAGAAUUGAAAACCUAUUUUAAUAUCCCUCGGCCUGGUGUUGAUUCAACAGUUUAGUGGCAUCAAUGCAGUCAUAUUCUAUACCGUAAAAAUCUUUAAAGAUGCUGGCUCAAUUAUUGUCAGCUAUCUGUGUACCAUUAUUGUUGGACUGGUAAACUCUGCGGCCACUUUGAUAGCAACAUUGGUUAUAGAUUGCGUGGGCAGAAAGGAGCCAGCUGGCUUAAAUCUUAUUCAAGUUGUUCAAACCCUGAACACUACAAAUCCCGUGCCCGGCGAAGUGUGUAAUGUUUAUGGGCAGGAUGGUGUAUGGAUAGAAGGUGUUGGAGGGGUGCUGGUGUAG